UCUAAAGCGGAAGCGCUUUCUCUGAAAUUGUUGACAUGCUGCCAAAAGUCAAACCUCACUGCUGUGUUCUGCUUAAUAUCAGAGUUACAGCCAAUUCGUGGUGGUAUUAUCUGUGAAUUUGACCCGACUAACUUGCAAAUAAAUUAGCUAAUAAGUUAGCAAAUUAAUCUGCUAACAGAUUAGCUAACUAGCUAGCUUACCUGCAUUUUUCUUCAUUCAGCAGCGAUGACACUGAUUCUGAACAAAGACUCAGCAGUUCUUCAGGGGGCUUUCCUCCAGGCUGAUAAGCUGUGUCAUCCCUCAUCCCUAUCCUGUAUACAUAAAUCUGACUGGAGCCGGGUGGAAAGCCCGAUCCUGCAGGCGUUGAGAGAAAUCUCUGGACAAGAUGAAGGCGGUGGUUAUUCCAACCUGAAAGCUCCGACCUGGAAGAAAAAGAUUGUUUGUGCUGUGUGGUUGAAGCUGCUGUGUUCAGAGGCUGAGGAAGACGUUGAGGCAUCAUGGAGGGAGAACCCUUUCUUCUCUCUGCAGAACAGCCUCCCUGACGUUAACCAUGUUGUCCUGCUGGAGCUGGUGAAGUCAGCAGCUGCUGUGCAUUAUUUCACCAGCUUCCUAUUGCAUCUUCCUCGGCCUUGGAUGUGCACAGAGCUGGAAAGGUUGGUUGAACACGUGAGGAGCAACCCCACAAGAGAGGACGAUGUCUGUUUUUUCCUGGAGGUGUGGUGGGAACUGUGGAAAGGCCAAGAUGGAUUUAACACAAAAGAAGACAACAGCAUAGAGCUUAUGUUUGCAGACCAGUUUGCUCGUCUUUCCUCAAAGUCUUCCAGCAUGUCCCCUCAGGCUGCCAAGAGGUUAAAACUGGACUCACCAGAUUUAACAAACACUGAUGUUCUUUAUAUUCUCUUUAAUGCACUUAAAGACAUUUCAGGUCACUUAACUUCACCAGAGCUUUGCUUCAAAGCCUUGUGCAUUUCCCUAGAUGCUCUCCACACUUCCUUCCUGAUAGACCAAGAAGUGGUUCUUCCAGCCAAAGAGAAGUUGAACAUCCUCUGCAAAGUCAUCAGCGCCAGAGGAAAAAAUGAGAAACUCAGCCCUACGGUUAUUCAAGAAGCUCAAAGAGACUUGCAUGCUUCUCUCUCUCCAUCUCAGUUUCGAGCCAGCAGAAUAAAACUGACUGAAGCUUUGCAGAUUAUCACGGAACUGGUAAAGUUUUGUGAAGAUGGAGGUCUCCUAAAAGUCAACGAUGGCUUGAAUCCUGCUUCGUUCCAGCUGGAGCAAAGUGUCCAAAGAGUCCUGACUCGACUAAAUGAAGCAGAAAGUCCUGAAGCUGUGGCUGCAAAGGAAGCACUUAGAGGUUUGCUGACGUCUCUGAGUCUUCCUGAUAUGGAGAGCAGUCCAGAAACAGGUUUACAGGUCACCAGCACCAUCAUCAGUCACCGCUUGGAAGAGCAUGAAGACUUUGCAGCGCUAUUCGCCAGCGAGACGUCGUGGGCGCUCUGUGAUGAGCGAUGGAUGAGCUGCCUGGAGAAGAACCCAGCAGCUUUUCAGCAGCACAACACACUCAUCAGCCUCUCCUCCACCCUCAUGAGUAAACUACAAAGGGAGAGCUCAGACAUCAGCCGGUGCAGGAAACUGAUGAAGAUCAUUGCAGAUGUUUUUUCUGGACUCUCAUUAGAAGACAAGAACAAAUCUCUGGCUGCCAUGUUGAGAUUAUCCAGCAGUGGCUUCUUUAGCCACUCCACCCCCUCUGCUGUGGCCGACGGGUUUGAACAGGAGCUCAACAUGGCCUUCAACUGCAUGAUCCAAGGAGGAGGUGGAGCGUCGGCAUCACAAGGCAACCUGACCACGGCGGUCUCUUUGGUUGCAAGGGUGGCCUUUCAGAACCCAGAAGCAACUUUAAGGUCCUGCUGCCAUUCAGCUGUUUUUAAUAGAGGAGCUUUCUCUCUGAUGGCGAAGAUCCUGCAGCAGCUGCCUGGACUCCGAAGUCAGAGAGGAGGAAAAGGUGGAGAUGAAGGGGGAGAUACUGGGAGUGGUAGCAGUCUGCUCUGCAGGUGUUUACAAGGGAUAAUUGGGAACAAAUCGCUGUCCGCUGGUGAAAGACAGCAGCUCCUGAAGUUUCUGGGUCUGCUGAUGGCGCCAGAUGUGGUGAAUGAGGAAGAAAAGAAGAUUCAAAGCUUUCUCACACCUCAGGAGGUUGUGAACACAUUUGUCCUGCCUAACCUGUCAGCUGCAGGUCGCUCCACCAUCGAUGGAGAGCUCAGUCUGCAGCUUCUCCAUGCUGCCUUGUCUGUGGACGUCCAGGAAGCAGCUCCUUCUCCUCACUGGGUGCUGGACUGCUCUCCUUUCCCCCUCCUCUACGUCCUGGCCCAGCUUCACCACCAGACUCUCAGGUGUUGGGAACAGCCACCAGAGGGCACCUACCUCUGUUCCAUGGACACCAAAGAGCUUCUGGUGUCUGUGCUGACCAAACUUGGGCAGGUGGUGGGUGCAGAGGUGGCACUGGCCCCCAGCAGCUGGUCCAGACCUUUAUUCUGGCUCUAUAAUAAGAUGGAGGGGUUGGACUGGACCGUUCGGUUCCACCUGAAGCCUGUGUGGGGGCAACACUUUAAAAACGAGGUGCCAGCGUCUCUGCUGGCUGUGUGCGAGUUACCUGAACAGGAGUGGUCGGGUCUGGACCUGCCUCAGUACGGCCAGGGAACGGGUCUUUUAGCCUGGAUGGAGUGCUGCUCCAUAUCGGACUCCCUGCAGUCCAUCAUGUUAUCCCACCUCUCUCUGGACCAGAACAAGACAGACCACAUGAGCAUGUUCAGCAAAGGCCUGCUGGUGGCGCUGACCCAGACACUACCCUGGUGCUCCGUCUCCCAGUGGACCAGACUCUUGAAAGUCCUGAAGGAGCUGAUCACUUCCAACCGCCUCAACGUCCCCUUUUCUCUGGAGUACGUGGACUAUCUUCCUCUCCUGGACCUGAGGCAGUUUUCCUAUGAGCUCCGCCUGUCGGUUCUCCUGCUCCGAGUCUUCCAGCUGCUCUGCGGUUCCAGCUGUUCUGAUUGGCUGUCAGCCAGCGGCUGGGCCCACGUCAGCAGGCUGUACGCACACGCUGUAAGGGAAAUGAUAAACUCGGUAAAAGCCAAGCUGGCUUGCCCUUCACCUGCAGCACUAACCACCUCUGCUCCAAAAGCUCCCCCAUCCAGAUGCUUAAAUCCCUCUCCCAUAUCAGUAAGAGCUCCUAAAAUGUAUGAAGACCCUCUGAAAGAGUCCCAGAUGGAGGAGGAGGUGGAUACAGCUCCCAGCCAGGAGGUUCUUUUUGUUCUCAGCCAGUUCUUCUGCCACGUUCAGCACAUCCAGGUGAUGAUGCCGGGAGGCCAGUGUGAGCCUCUGUUCCUGUGCAGCCUGGAGAUCCUGAGUCACUACGAGGCCAUCAUGGCUGCUUUCCCAGACAGCUGCAGCUCUCUGGAAAGCGACAACACCCGCCAUUUCUUCUCCACCAUCACAGACAACCUGGAGAACCAGGAGAUGAAGGCCGUGCUGCAGCAGAAGAUCGCUCAGCUUGUGUCGACUGCAGCAUGAGACAUGCGUUUCCCAAUAAAGACUUGAUGUUUGUGAGCGUUCCUCUGGAUUCUUCACUCAUCUGCUGGUAAAACUAGGACAGAAGCCGAGUUUUCGCUCACACUUCACUCUGCUUCUUUAAUAAGAUUCAGCUUUCUAAUCUCAGUGAAUAAAUUCUGAUAUUUUUCAGCAAAUGUGUCAUUUUGUUUAAUUUAUGUUCACUUCCAACAACAUGUUUACAAAAUUUGUAAAUUAUAUGUUAUUACCUGCACGUGUUGGCACUGUUUAUCCACGCAUAUAAAAUUUAAAUUUAGAAAUU
Melanotaenia boesemani (Boeseman's rainbowfish) is the source of this 3862-nucleotide messenger RNA. RefSeq names its product gem (nuclear organelle) associated protein 4 (gene gemin4). Lineage: Eukaryota; Metazoa; Chordata; Actinopteri; Atheriniformes; Melanotaeniidae. The transcript is spliced from 6 exons. The coding region runs from base 226 to 3564 and encodes 1112 amino acids. Gene Ontology annotation, cellular component: SMN complex. Gene Ontology annotation, biological process: rRNA processing; spliceosomal snRNP assembly. The record is from RefSeq and is a predicted model, not a curated record.